UUUGUCGGGGCUGAACGCAGCCCUGAACUUUUCAGGACGGUAGCUCUCCAGGAGCGGGGUUGGAGACUCCUGAAAUAUACACAAGUAUUGAAAUAUAUGCCACACACACCGAUCGGACUGAGCGGCGUCGUAAGAAGUCGAACAAGCCUUUUCUGUUGAGUUUCAGCGGCCGGCCCACCCCCCUCUAUACUGUCCUCGGUGGUUUAUUCUAAUUUAUCAACGGUUCUCCCCUCUGUUUUGUCGUCAGUGGUUCAGUCUGUUGUUUCAGCACGGCGCGUUUGUUUCGCGGUUUAUUUUAGUGUUUUUCUCCGGCGCUACGUUAAAUUUUCUGCAAUAUGUCUGUGGCUUUCGCUCCGCACCGGCAACGCGCCAAGGGCGACAUAACGCCCGCGGGAAUACAGAAGUUGCUGGAUGAAAACAAUCAACUGAUUCAAUGCAUCAUGGACUUUCAGAGUAAAGGAAAAACAGCCGAAUGCUCACACUACCAACAGAUGCUUCACAGAAAUCUAGUGUAUCUGGCCACGAUAGCAGACUCCAAUCAGAACAUGCAGUCUCUUCUGCCCGCUCCGCCCACUCAGAACAUGCCCAUGAGUCAGAGCGGAGCCCCCCCGCAGCCACCUCACGGUCACAGUAUGCCCUCUGAUGGCCCGUCCGUCCCACACAUGCAGAACCAGAUGAAUGGGCAGAUACCGGGUCCCAACCAAAUGUCCAUGCAGGGACCCGGGUCCAACCAGUCACCCAGCAUACCCAGUGGCUCCAUGAACAUGCCACCUAGCAGCCACGGCUCCAUGGGGGCGUAUAACCACGCUGCGCCCACCUCGCAGGGCAUACCGUCACAGGGCCAGAUGAAUAUUAGCCAGGGCCAGUCCAUGGGCAGUUACGGCCCACGUCCCAACAUAAACAUGCAGCCCACUCCAGGGCCCAUGAUGCACCAGCAGGCGCCCUCCCAGCAGUACAACAUGCCUGCCGCUGGUGGAGGUGGGCAACAUUACCAGGGCCAGCAGAACCCCUUGAGCAUGAUGGGUCAAGGCAAUCAUGUUAUUGGGCAGAGGCCCAUGCCGCCCUACAGACCCCCACAUCAAGGACCUCCACAGCAGUACUCGGGUCAGGAGGAAUACUACGCAGAGCAAUACAGCCAUGGAGGACAGGGGGCACCAGAAGGAAACUCACAGUAUGGGCAGCAGCAGGAGGCGUAUCAGCAGGGUCCACCCCAGCAGCAGGGUUACCCUCCACAACAGCAGUACGCUGGACAGCAGGGUUACCCCCCACAGCAGCAGGGUUACGGUCCGUCUCAGAGCACUCCAGGUCAGUACCCAAACUACCCCCAGGGUCAAGGGCAGCAGUAUGCGGCCUACAGACCACCACAGCCCGGACCACCGCAGGGACAGCCACAGCGUCCAUAUGCAUUUGACCAGAUCAAGUAGAGGAAAAAAGUAUGGAAUCAUCAGCAAAAGUAAAUGCAAUUAGUACUUAGUUGCUCCUCCUCUGGCUUUUAUGACUGCCUGAAUUCUUUGAGGCAUGGACUUCACUAAUGAAAACAAUAUUCCCCGUCAAUCUGGUUCCAACGUUCUCGAAUAGCAGCUGACAGAUCAGCUUUGCAGGAUGGAGCCUUUUCAUGGACAAGUGUUUUUCAUUUCCACCAUACAUUUUCAAUCGGAUUGAGAUCCGGACUGUUUGCUGGCCGUGUCAUUGAGUUGAUUUGCCUUUCCUGAAGAAAAGCUUUAACACUCUUUGCUCUGUGGCAAGAUGCAUUGUCAUCCUGAAAAAUGACAUCAUCAUCACCAAAUUUCUCUUCCAUGGAUGGGAUGAGAAAAGUGUCCAAAAUUUCAAUGUACACCUGUGCAUUGACUGUUGAGGUAAUGACUGCCAUCUCCCCUCGUCCUUUACCUGACAUGCACCAUAUCAUAAAUGGUUUUCUCCAGGCAGUCAUCUUUAUAUGUUUCAUUAGAACGGCACCAGACAACAGUUCCAGCGUCAUCCCUUGGCCAAUGCAGAUUCGUGAUUCAUCACUGAAUAUCACUUUCAUCCAAUCCUCCACACUCCAUGAUUGCUUCUCCUUAGCCCACUGUAACUUUGUUUUCUUCGGUUUUGGUGUUAGUGCUGGUUUUUGUUUGGCUUUUUUAUAUUUAAAUCCCGUUUCAUUCAGCCAGUUUCUUACAGUUCUGUCACAAACAUUGACUCCUGUUUCCGCCCAUUUGUUUUUCAUUUGUUUUGUUGUGCAUUUUCAGUUUUCAAGGCAUAUUGCUUUGAGUUUUCUGUCCUGACGCUUUGACGUCUUCCUUGAUCUGCCUGUAUGUUUUCCUUUUAUAACCUUCCCAUUCAGGUUUAUACUUGCACCAAAUUUUAGACACAGCUGAUUGAGAGCAACCAACUUCUCUGGCCACACUCCGUGUUGAAAUUCCUUGUUGAAUGAGAUUUAUAAUACUUUCCGCUGUUUCAACUGACAACUCUUUUGUUGGAGCCAUGUUUCCUUUCAAUUAGCCACGUCCAACAGCUCAGUAAGGUGUGUAAGCACUCCCUUUUAACUGAUGACUAAUUAGCAUUUUUAGACUUGUCCUAGUAUGUGUUUUAGAAACGAGAAGUAAAGCUGAUUCCAUAAUUUUUUCCUUUACUUGAUCUGUAAAACAUGGACUUUAAACAUGCCUUCAACAAAAUCACUUACUUUUUUUAUUAAUAGCAUGAGUAAAGUGACAUUAAAAUAUGUGUUCUGAGUUUGUCACGCAACAGAAAAGUGUGUUAUUAACCACCCAGCCAAAUUUGAAUGGAGAAAAAAAACAUCCAAGUAAAUAAAAUAAGUGAUCAAAAAGUUGGAAAAAUAAGCAGGAUUUCUCUGCUCUCAAACGCUGGGGGCGUGUCCGCUGUUGGUGCUGAAGCCACGCCCACUCGCAGCGCUCAACCCGAGUCCCCAGCCCAGUAGGCUAUAUGUGAAUUAUGUGAAUGUUUUAUGGGAGGAUUUGAAUUCAAACACGCACAAUAUUCAUCAAUAGAUAAUUCAUGAGCAGGUUUAGAGGUAUGCGUGCUGUCAGAGGAGAGGGCUCAGAGCCCGGCAGUUUCUUCCAAACUCGGAGUAACGUUACUCCCCCCCCGUCCGGCGAGAAGGCCCCGAGCCCGGUAUUAGCCCGAACCAAGAGCGCGUUGUUGUUACAAAUAGCAGCCGGCAAUGUUCAAAGACAGCAUUUGUGCAUGGAGGCAGUUUAGAGAGACGGGCUUCAUAGGCAGCGUAACGGAAGUCUAUUUGAAUUAUAAAGAGAGAGCGUCUUUGCUAUAACCAAUCACAUAUUUAUCAACUACAAUACUAAUUUCUCACUAGAAAUGCAAUCAGAAGUUAUUGAAAGUAAAAUUAAACUUACAUUUAUACAAAACUAUGCUCCAUGGGCGUUUCCACCGCCAUUUAAUUUUUUUGAGCCAGAACCUUCUCGACCAAUCACGUUCCGCGCAUGUUGUUAUGGAAACGACAGGUCUCUGUCAUUGGUUAGCUGUGAAAAAGGUGCUUGACAGGGCGUUUGCAGAAAAAGACACUGGCGUUUUAAAAAGUGCUCAGGACUUUUUUAAAAACACGGUUUAAUCCAUAGGAUUAUAAUGUAAAACAGAUGCUAGCAGCUUCAAAGAGAGGUCAAGUGUGAACAUGGGCAUGGCCUAAAACAGCUUUGUCUGAUGGUGAACCAGCCGGGUGGAUUAUCUGCUCGCGCUCAUCUUGAAAUUGAAUUAAACAUCAUUCACUAAAGCACGUCGCGAGUGAUCCUCCUUCCGUUCGCGUUAUUCUCCUCCCCCGUUUUAGCCCUGCCCAAAAAAUCCUGAAAAGAGAAUUGGUGAAAGUGUUUAAUGGUUUAACUCCACAAUUCAGUACUACAUACUUCUGAGUCUUUCAGCAAUGCAUUUCUAACAUCUAUUAUGUGUUUAGAAACAAUUCUCAGAAUUCUCUUUACCUGGACUUUAAUGAAGCCAGAAUGUUAAGCUAUUUAACAAAAUCUUUUUGUCAUAUCUGUGAUUUUUUUUUUUCUUUUUUUUUUUUCUGUCUGCUAUAAGGUAAAAAAAGCUCGAUGAACAUCAUGUAAGUGUGUUGAUUCCAUAAUUUUUGCCAGAGGUUGUAUGAACUGUGAUCUCUUUAUGUUGAAAUGUUUCAGUAUAACCUUUGCUUUAAAAAAAAGUGUUUUUUGGGGUUGUUGUGUGUAGUCUGGUGCCGUAAAAGAGUAGUUAACAUCACAUUAACUACGGAUGAUGUAGUGUAACAAUUGUUGAUUUUCCUUUUACUGACUUAGUUACAACGGGUGCGCGUGUGUGCGCGUGUGUGCGCGUGUGUGCGUGUGUGUGUGUGUGUGUGUGUGUGUGUGGUGUGUGUGGGGUGUGU
This is a messenger RNA of Triplophysa rosa, 4348 nucleotides long. It is a transcript of the gene ss18, whose product is annotated as SS18 subunit of BAF chromatin remodeling complex. The coding region runs from base 336 to 1424 and encodes 362 amino acids. The record is from RefSeq and is a predicted model, not a curated record. Gene Ontology annotation, cellular component: nucleus. NCBI's taxonomy places the organism in Eukaryota, Metazoa, Chordata, Actinopteri, Cypriniformes, Nemacheilidae. Gene Ontology annotation, biological process: positive regulation of transcription by RNA polymerase II. Gene Ontology annotation, molecular function: transcription coactivator activity. The transcript is spliced from 10 exons.